CGCAAAGGACCCAAUCGAUGGGAUUUGUCGGCGCUAAUGAAUUUGGCUUGCCUUAGCGCCAUGUCAUCGGUGCUGGAGAGGCCUGAUAUUUUGAUUUUGAUAUUGAUCAGGAGUGGUCACGUCGCACAGCCUGCACAGCCAGCAACUCUUAUCAGUGACGGAGAAGGAGAUUUGUUUCAACCGCCUUGCAUCUGAAAAAAAAAAUAACACAUAAUAUUAAGGCUGUUUUGAAAUGGAACUGGAUGCCGAUGUGACAUGGCAUACUGUACCAUACCAUACUCAACUCAUACGUACAGUACAG
Molecule: messenger RNA, 301 nt
Organism: Aspergillus wentii DTO 134E9
Lineage: Eukaryota; Fungi; Ascomycota; Eurotiomycetes; Eurotiales; Aspergillaceae
Exons: 1
Coding region: 37-195 (52 amino acids)
Source: RefSeq, a predicted model, not a curated record